UCCAACACCGGCGCGCAGCGUCGGAGCUUCGGGUGGUUUGUUGGGUGGCUACUUGCCCAGCCGAUUGGGUGAUUUGAUCGUUAAAUCUUCAAAAAGGGUACUUACAAUUUUUACAUCAUAGGGUGCACGACUUCUCAGGGCUCGACUCCAAUCACUAAAAUGUAUCAUUUGAAGAAGUCUUCGAUGGUAAAAAAAGGUUAAUUCAACAUACUACACCAACGAUUUUUCCAUCUCGCAGCGUCGAUUCAAAAUGGCGAUGAGCAGGUACGCAUGCGCGGCAGUGGCGCAAAAUAUAUGAAUAUUCAUGAAUAUUCAUGCUAUCGAGCGCCGAUCGCUCGAAAUCGCUGAAUAUGCAUGAGGUUGAGAAGAGCCGAGGGACCUGGGAAAACCGGGGAUUCUCUUUCGUUUUGAGCUCAUGCAGCUCGCAGAUGGGACUUGGCAUGGAGAGCGCACAGCAUGGCGAGCAACUACAGCAGUCAGCUUGCCGGUCUGUCUGUAACAGAGCGGCAAUGCGCAGUUUGUUCAGUGUACUUUGUUAAAAAUAGAAAAGGUUUUAGAAGAAAACAGCUUAUUAGAAUAACGAGUCCUAGAACUAUAAGUAAAGUUUUUCACAGAGAAGGCAUCCUGUACAGCUACAUUUGCGAGGAAUGCAGGUAUAAGUUAGUAAAACACACUGUGAGAAACAAAAGUGCCCCCUUAAAGACGAACAGGACUAAACGGACGUAUCGUUCGCCUGCAACAUCACCGGCUGCCAAGCGAGUGGCUGCCUUUUCUACCCCAGAGACAAGCAGAAAGCUGGUCAGAGAACCUCAGGAUGAAGAUGAGCACCAUGUUGAAGAGGAUGAACCUGAAACGUCAGGAGACCCUAUAACUCCAUCACUCCCUGGAGUUAGCCCCCAGGAAAAGAUAAAGAAAUACAUUGACAAAAAACAAUACUUAACAGCAUUCCGUGCUCUUCACAAAUCAUCAGAAGAUGCCAAAUCAGCCAUGGUGGAGGCUACUUGUGAAAUUCUAAAGAGCGAGUUGAGCAAGGCCAAGAGAAUACCUUCAUUUUCACAGGAGGUAUCUGCAGAGGCAAUUGAGUCAUUCUCAUGGGCCCAAGCAUGUAAAGAUGCAAAAGAGGCUGUUCCCGCAACUGUCCGCUGUAUAGAGGCUAUGACACUUUCGUUGAAGGCGACAAUUAAUCAUUGCUACAAAGGGAAAGGAAGUAAAACAAGGAAUUUAGACCAUGAUGAAGCAGCCUCUCUCAGAUGCCAAAGAGUGGGACGAUUGCUUUCCACCAUUCUCUACCAAAGGUCAAGAAAGAAAUACUCAUUUGUGCAAGGUUGUGUUGGAAUAGAGUUAUGGAGACAGAGAGUCAGUCAUAAGGUCUUUCUCACACUAAACCACAUGGGUAUCACCCAAGGCGUCCAAGCAUCCAGAAACAAAGUGGACGUAAUCAGUAAAUCCCAUGACAAGCAACUGUGGGAGUGGAAACACACAACGGAGGAAAGGAGGAGCGAACCACGAAGGAAGCUGAGCUUCAAAGUCCGUCCAAUUAGGUCUGUUUAUAGUUUUUGUUGUGAUAACAUACAAGUAAGUAAGCACGGGAAGCACCAGAGGAGUGGGCACGCAAACACAUUCAUGCUUCAAACUAUGAGUUUCGCUGUCAAGGACAGGGUUACAACAGGCGAUACAAAGAACCAAGUACCUGCAUCAAAGCUUGACCCGUACACCUUCCUCCCAUCCCCGGAAGUCCUGGAAAGGCAGCGAGAGAGGGCCACAUUCAUUGUUCGCAAGAUACUUCUGGAAUACAUUCCUCAACUUCAGCAUCUCAAAGACAAAGUGCCCCAAAGGAUCCUCCACAAGCACACCAAAGAUAUGCAGGCAAAAUCUGAAUGUGUGACACUAGGUGUUGUAGAUGCAGAUCCCGGCACAACUCAAGGGAUGAUCCGAGUGAUGGAGAAUCUGCAGCAGUAUGUCCCUGUGGUGGAAGGAAAACCUGUGCCAUGUCUUCUCAAUGGUGAUGGCUUGACAAUAGAGAGGAUCUUGAAUGCUCAAAGAGCAAGGAGCAAUGGAGAGGAGUGGGACGAUCGUUUGGAAGGAUUACAUGCAUGUCCUCAAGAAUUCCAUAAAGAAAUGCUUCACUUGCAGGACUCCAACAAAAAGUUUUUCAAUGGUGCGAGCCUGGUAGACAGAGGAACCAUAGCCCAGCUAAAGAACAAUUUCAACCAUCGUUCCUUCCAGAGUGAUGUCAUGAAAUCUUUCCAACAUGUAUGGGAGCUGUACCAGUUCUCAACAGAAGGUCAUGUUCUGCUUUGCGCUAUGAAAUUAUGUGGUAUGAAGAAGCUGGAUGACAUCCCAGAAGGUCUUCCAACUGACGACAGAAAGCUUAAUGAACAAAUAAGUUGGAUUGACCAACUGUCACAGCAAGUCGUGGACUUCUGUUGGACUAGUCCUGACCAAGCAGAUGUCCAUGUUGCUGCAGAAGCAUUCUCUGAGGCUGCCAAUGACCUAUCAGAGACAGCCCUUCAGUACUGUGUUUGCCAUUCAGAAAGCAAUGAUAACAUGGUAAUGUGCUGCAGCAGAACAUGCAAGCAUUCAUGGUUCCAUCUUGACUGUGUUGGACUUACACAAGCUCCUGAUCCUGACACGGACUGGUUCUGCAGCCCAGAAUGUGAACAAAGUGAUUACUACAUCUACUGCAUCUGCCACAGGAAGCAUGGCCCAUGUGGGGAGAAUGAAAUGAUCCAAUGUCAUCUAGCAGACAAAUGCAAGAGAUAUGAGUGGUACCACAGAAGCUGCCUGGGAAUCAAACAAGAUGAAACUCUUCAAGAACCAUGGUAUUGUGGAGACACUUGUGCACUAGGGGCAGAGAAUGAUGAUCCUGUACUCAACCAUACCAAGGCUCUCAUGUACGAUGGUCUUUGCCAUCUUGUAAGACGUGAAGCUGUUCGCGAGGGAAAUGGACCUGCCAUGAUCGAUGAUUGGAAAGCAGACAUGCUUCAUUUCCAUGAGAAAAACCAUCCAAAGUACUUCAUCAAUGGCCACUACUUACUUGCAUGUGUAGGAGGUUUUGCAGACCCUCAGCUUCAGAUCAGCUACAUGUGGAAUCGAGUAGCAAACGCAACAGGGGAGCCUGGUGGGAAUAUCGGCCUUGAUCAGACAAAUGAGCAUGUGAACAUGGAUUACAAAGAAAUGUUGCUGACUUCCAGAGGUAGAUUUACUGAAGAGCAGGUGAAAAGGUGUGCAGAGAUGAGUGGCCCAUUUGGGAGUUCGUUGGAUGCCAUGCUCACUAAUGCGAACGUUGUUGAUAUGGGAGCGAAGUAUCAGAAGCAAAGACGGAAUGUAUAUGAAGAUGAUAUUGUCCGUUUUGUUGAAGAAUAUGAGCAGGAUGCACUCUUCGACUACCUCCCAGGCAGGGAACAUUCAGCCUUUCAAGGAUUUGUACAUGACGGCAAAGUACAUGACCCUAAAAAACUUGGAAAGAAACUGAAGCAACUCUCUAACAAUUUGGACAUGUGGAAGAACAUGUCUUGUAAUGACAAUUCCAAUUAAAAUUUGGGUUUACACAAAUGCAUCAGCAAGGUUUAAAUGGACAGAGGUAUAUUACCAUUAAGAUAUUUGACAUAAAUGGUUUCAACAAAAUAUUAUGUAUCGGAGCCCUGCAAAAAAUGAAAGUUUGAGGAAGGCCAAGAUGUAAAGUGAAGUAAUAAUUACUAGAAGAGGCAAAUAAACUAAACUAUUUGCUAAAGAAUGCUUUCAAAUAUCUUCAACAUAUAAUAGGUCAGUAAAAAGUCAGCUUAACGUUACACAUAUUGCACAUUUUGAAGUACAUGAACAUUUUUAUGUUUUCGGUUUGUCCGUCUGUACGUCCCGUUCUUGUAAUCGCGUUAUCUCAAGAACCAAUUG
Molecule: messenger RNA, 3891 nt
Organism: Strongylocentrotus purpuratus (purple sea urchin)
Lineage: Eukaryota; Metazoa; Echinodermata; Echinoidea; Camarodonta; Strongylocentrotidae
Exons: 11
Coding region: 457-3537 (1026 amino acids)
Source: RefSeq, a predicted model, not a curated record